AAUCUUUUUGUAUUGAUUUGAGCAUGCCUACUUGGACUUUAAGUGAUUGUCCUGAUGAUUUGCAAGCGAUUGGUGAAUUAAGAUUUUUCUGUUAAUUUCUGCUUGUUUUGUCUCCGAUGUGGAUAUGUUAUUGAUGACCCUGCUUUGAUGAUUUGAGAAUUUUUGUAAAUUAUGAUUUUCCGGUUAAACCCAUGCCCACAUGGAAAUUUUCUGGUUAUUUCUGAAAUUUGGGAUUUUGAUUGUGAAUCCUGCAUGGUUUUGUCUCUGAUAUGGUCAUGAUUUUCGAUCCCCGCUAGUGGGUGUAACGCUGGCACUCCUGAUCCCUGCUAGUGGGUGUGUAACACUUUCGAUCCCCGCUAGUGGGUGUAACGCUAGCACUCCUGAUCCCCGCUAGUGGGUGUGUAGCAUCCUUGAUCCCCGCUAGUGGGUGUAACGCUAGCACUCCUGAUCCCCGCUAGUGGGUGUGUAGCAUCCCUGAUCCCCGCUAGUGGGUGUAACGCUAGCACAUGUCGACAUGUUUACUGAUACGACCGGUUCAUUCUGACGCUUGCCUCUGGGCGAAUACAUUGGCAAAUUUCUGUCGCCUGCCAGUGGGUUGUUAUAACACUGGCCAUGGCUUAUAGAUGAGACUACUGAUGAGAUUUAUUCUGCAUGAACGGUUUGUCAUGAAACACUGUUAUUGAACUGAAUCUGAUUUUACAUUGACGGUUUUGUCAUUGAAUGUUUUGCUAUUGAACCGAAUUUGAUUUCCGCAUUAACGGUUUAUCAGUGAAAGUUCUGUUAUACUUACAUGGUUUAUCUGGCAUGCUUAAAAGUUUUACCCAAGGGCUAUCCAUAUUUACUUACUGAGUUAUUUUAUAGUUUUCCUUGUCCACCAUUUCAGGAAACGAAAUCGAGGACGGGAAAACCAAGGGGAGUGACGAGUUAGAAGGCUAGCCACCUGUAAUUUGAAUGUGGAUCUUAGAUAUAAAUGGUGACCUUGUAAGUUAGAGUAAAUUUUAAAGAUUUGAUCUUUAGAUUUUUGUGAUAUCAGAUGUGAAUUGGAUAAGUUCCGAGCCUUGUGCACUUGUGGGACCCGUCUCACGAGUGCACGGCGUCUGUCGCGUCUCGGAUUUGGGUUCUGGGGCGUGACAGUUGUCAACACUCAUUGUUGUUGUAUAAAACCAAUUGGUUUUCCAGAAUUAUUGAAUAUUGAAAAGCCAAUAUUAAUAGAAGGGGCUAUACCAA
Messenger RNA from Rubroshorea leprosula, 1227 nucleotides. The record is from the annotation of a GenBank genome assembly. NCBI's taxonomy places the organism in Eukaryota, Viridiplantae, Streptophyta, Magnoliopsida, Malvales, Dipterocarpaceae.